Messenger RNA from Nicotiana attenuata, 2250 nucleotides. RefSeq lists its product as uncharacterized. Bases 1 to 2250 code for a protein of 749 amino acids. The record is from RefSeq and is a predicted model, not a curated record. Gene Ontology annotation, molecular function: nucleic acid binding; zinc ion binding. NCBI's taxonomy places the organism in Eukaryota, Viridiplantae, Streptophyta, Magnoliopsida, Solanales, Solanaceae. The transcript is spliced from 9 exons.
AUGGCGAUGAGCAAUUAUCUCAACCAUGUAUGGAUGAACAACAUCCUUCAUCCUCUAGCCCCAUCCUUGAACCUGAGUCAAGCUCAAGCAAUAAGAAAUCAAUGGAGUCUACCCCCUCACUUCAAUCCAAUCCAAUCUCAGCAAGUUCCAAUCGAUCUCCCCUUCUUCCCUCCAGGGGAGAUCAACAAUAUGAACCCAAUCUUCAUUCCUUGGACAACUCCAUUCGACAGUGUAGCUCUACAAAACAACUCCAAUAUGCAGCCACCACCCCAUGCACACCCUCCACCCCUACAAGAUCCCCAUGCACCACCUCAGAUCCCUCAAAUGAUCCCUCAGGCUCAGGCCCCUACCAAUGCACCAGAACCAGAAAACAUAGAAAAGGAGGAGGAGGAAGAAGUAAAUCUGCUGGGGUCAGGACCAGUCCUAGAGUUUUCAAGAAUCAACGAAGUAAAAGUGUAUCUAUUCAGGGACCAACGAGAGAAGAGAUGUGAGGCCUCCUCAGGACCCAACGGUGGGAAACCAUGCAAUGAUCUUUUUUCCAUCAUUGAGGAGGAAUCCAGUCCUUCAAGCCCAGAAGGGAAAAUGGGCCAACAACCAACCAUGCAAACAUGUUUAGGCCUACUAAUAUCAAAAUUUGGAACAUCCAGGGAGGAGCAUCACAAACAAAACUCUAACAAAGUAGCAAAAAGGAACCUGGUUCCUGACAAACGAUUCAGCCGAAAAAGUGCAGCUGACAAUGUUGUGAAGCAAGCUCUUGCUGCAUGGGGAGACUUCUCCAGUGAAUCGGAAGAGGAACCAGAUGCAAGAAGCAGCUCCAUGAUGGCAAUGCAAAAUGAAGAUGAUUCAUUGUUUGCAUUGAUGGCUCGGUCCGAUGAGGAUAAAGAGAAUGACAAUGAUGAGCUAGGAGAUGCCGAGCAAUCUAGAGAUGAUUUGAUGGUAGUGGUUGUUGACUUGAAGAAAACCAUAGAGAACCUUAGCAAAGAGAAGAAUACUCUAGUAGAGAAAAUUGCUGCUACGGAGCAAGAAAGGGAUGACAUGGUAGUUUCCUUUGAUGAUUUAAGGGAAAAAAUGGAAGAAGUAACUAGAGAACACAACUUGUUGAAAAAACAAACAAACAAAUGGAUGGACAACACUGAGGGAGAGGAAGUGGUUAGAAAGGCUCAACUUGAGCUUGAGAGUGAGCUUAAGAAAAUUGAAACAAGUGUUGUUGCUGAGCUUGAAAAGAAUAUACAACUUCAGGAGGAUUUAAAAAGGGUUAAAAAUAAUCUUGAUAAGUCACUAAAAUGGACCCGGUCCUCUGAUGUGAUAACGUCUAUAUACAGGGGUAAUGGUGGAAACAGGCAAGGCAUCGGGUUCCCAAAGGCUAAAACCUCCUAUAAUCACCAUAGGAAGUAUGUAACUGUGGCUGAUAAUAGGUUGUGCACUCACUGUGGUCAAACUGGUCAUUACAAGGACUCUUGUAAAGUUAAAAUUGAGUCUUUACAAAAAAAUAGAGUUUUUGUUGAAAAGAGGCGUACUGAUGAGGAACCUGAGGAUCUUGGCUGUCUGAGUGCUGUUAAUGAUAAUGCUGAGCUAUGGCACAGAAGUCUCGGUCAUAGCCUAAAGAACAUCAAGGAAGCAUUGAAAGAUGCAGACUGGAUUACAGCUGUGCAAGAAGAGCUGCGUCAACUUGAGAGGAACAGUAUGUGGAACCUGGUUCCACGACCUGCUGACAGAACUGCUAUGGAAGCCAGGCUCCCCGUAUACACAUAUGGUAGUCUCAGGACAAAAACAAGUAAGAGUGACAUUGCACUUCUAGGAGUCUUUGCUAAAAAAUUUCAAAAAAAAAAACCGUCACGGAACCUGGUUCCUGUGACUCAGAAUCAAAACCCCAAGAAGUCUUUGGUAGAUUUUGAUGGAAGUUUAACUGAAAGGGAACAGGGUAGAUCUAUUAGUCUAGAGUGUGAGGCUGAAGUUGUGGUUGGAUUUGUGGAAGUCUUGAAGGAUGGAGAAAUUGUAAAAAGGAUGGAGAAAAGCAGGCUGAUUAAUGAUGAAGUGGUGUACCCUGCUGAUGUGAUUGAGAAGAGAAAGAGGGAGACAUGGCAGCUCAGGGAUAGAAAGGGUAGUGUAAGUGAAGAACGUGGUUCCAUACAAAAGCAAAAGGUUGAGCCAUUAGGUUUGGAGGGAAAAGACGUUGAUGUCUCAAAAAGUGCUGUAAGGCAGAGUGUUGACUCUGCUAUUGCUGGAAAAAAAAAUGGAGGAACUUCUUGA